AUGGAGCGGCUGAAGCAGAUGGAAGAUGACUCCAUUUAUAAUAUGAGUCAGAGGAGAGGUCAUUCUUUUCCUCCACCUUUGCCCUCGACGUGUGAUGCUGAACCUUCUGCACUGUAUCAAGUUGUCUUGAGGCACAGUCAUUACCCACCCAUUCUCCAGAGCAACUCAUGGACUCUGGCAGUUCCAUUUAAGGAGCAACACCUCCACCGAACUCCUAGUGAGUUGGUUGGAAAUAACUAUAGCCCCCAGGCGCAGGGCCUUAAAAUGAAACAGCUCCAGCGCAGAAAACAAGCUCCCCGUCAAGCAUCAGCAAAGCCACCUAGACAUAGAAAUGUCAGUGGUCCCAGUAGUCGGCCUAUGAGUCCUGAAGAGCAGCUUGACAUAAUGCACAAGCAGGAGGAGGAGAAGAAGGCCACUGCGGCAGAAUCUAACGACAGAGAUCUAGAGAGGUAUAUGUACUACAUCAGCACUGGUGUCCACAGCUCUAUGCUGACCCCCCUGCCUCAUCAGCACAUGAUCAACAUCAGGCACCUGCUACCUCCUGACCCUGAGGACAUCAGCAAACGCCUGCAAAUUUUGAGGGCUGACUUGGAAGAAGAGGUCAAAACUGAUUAUUACUUCAGCCUCAAAAAGAGCAUAGUUGACUACAUUUUGAUGGACACAUCUGAGCGUCAGCGACUGUCCAUACGCAGCAUCCCCUGUCCUUCUCCCAGGAGGGUGAUACGUGCCCCAGUGCCCUGGGCUGCCAGCUACAAGGCCGCCCACAUCUGGCAAAGUCAACAUCUGCAUACUGUCAGUCCCAUGAUGCUCCUGCUGCAAGAUGUCUGGCUGAAGAGCUUCUCAUCGCUGAGAUUUGUCAAAUUGGAGGAACUUUUGUCCACCAACCUCCCCCUCCAGCCAUCUGAAUUUGAAGAGUUUGUUCAGAGGCAGUGCCAGGCUACAAGAGACGAACUCAUUCAAAAGUGGCUGCCUCAUUGUGCAUCACUCUUUGUCACCUCUGAUGAGAGAGAGCAGGUGACGCCAGUCGGUGACCAGGAGUUCUUCAACUGCGUGGCUGCACUCAUGUCGCUGCAGCUUCGAAGUCUGGUCAUACACUCAUUGCAGGACCUGUUGCAGUUCUUCAUGCUGCAUGAGGAGGGCAAUGACUUUGGAGACUUGUAUGAUGAGACAAAAUAUGUACAGGCUCAAGUGUUGCUGGUCAAACUACAAGUGGAAAAGUCCUGUGUUGCCUUUCUUCCAAGCUUCAAUGAAUGUUGGGAGAUCGUUCACAGGGCUUUCAUGGAAAUCAUAAAGAGUGCUGAGAAGCUUCCAAGGGUGGAAUGCAGCCUCUUUCCUGAUAUCAAGAACUGGUAUCUUCGCACUGUAAAGCCAGAUGAAUCCCUGGUCACAGAUCUACUCUACAAAGCCAGUGAGGUUUUCCAGAAGAACACAGUGGGAGCACAAAAGUAUUUGGCAACAUAUCAGAAAUACAGUAACCUAAUGGACAACACAGCACAGCAGGACAUGUCCGCUUUCCUCAAGACAAAGCACUCACUAACAGAAUUUGCAAAGGAAAUUGAGCGGCUGAGUGAUUUGGGGAAGGAGAUCGCCUCACUGCGUGUCACAGUCCCCCUCUCAAUGUUUCGCCUGGAUGCUGGCAAAAUGAAUGAAGACCUGUGUGAGCGUACUGGAAGACUUAAAGAGAAAGUCAUCAUGUUUGAAGUGGAGGAGAACCGUGAGCUUAACAAGGGGAUUUGCCAAAAGUAUGAAGAAAUUACAAAAACCGUCAGACGCAUCCCGGAAACAACAGAAGAGUUGGUUUGUCUCAACCAGUUCAUUAUCAACACCAGCAAUGUGACCGUUCACAAGCUGAUUGAUGAGAUUGAGGAAGCAACCUGUCGCCUCAGCUUUCUGCUGGACUAUGCCUUUCUGCCUUCUGAUGACAUGAGGCUGAACUCCCAUGUUUUCCAGUGGCCGAAUCAGAUCCUGAUUGAGCUUGAAGACAGCAAAACUCGUUUGACCGUCAUGAGAGUAGAAGUUGAGGACAAGCUUCAGACAAGGCUUGUAGAAUUUGAGCAGAAACUGCAGGAGAUGGACAGGGACAUACAAGCUUUUGAGAGAAAGGACUCAAGGAACGUGGAAGAGAUGAAAAACAAUGUAGAAAUUCUUGCAAGGAUCACUGCUGACCUGGAGGCCGCUGUCACCGAACUAGAAGAUAUAAAUAAAGAGCAAGCCUUGCUGGAGAGGGAGCAGAGCCAAUUUCCAUUACUGCAAACUCUGAUAUCUGAUAAACAGCCAUAUGAUCAGCUGUGGAACACAGCGCUGAACUUUGAGAACAUGUCAGAGGUGUGGAUGAAUGGUCCGUUCCUGCACUUGGACGCUGAAAACAUUUCAGAUGAACUAGACAGUAUGUGGAGGACCGCUCAUAAACUGACAAAGACAUUUUCAAACCUCCUUGGACCCUGUCGCAUGGCCAGAAACUUGAAAAGCAAGAUAGAUCAGUUCAAGCAGCACUUGCCCGUUCUGACCACCAUCUGCAACCCCGGCAUUAAAGAUCGCCACUGGAAGAAGAUUGGCAGCAUUGUUGGGAUUGAUGUCAAACCAGAUGUGAACAGCUCACUGCAGAAGAUGUUGGACCUCGGUCUUUCAACAUUCUCCGAUAAAUUGGAAGAAAUUGGAGCUUCUGCCAGUAAGGAGUAUUCUCUGGAAAAAUCAAUGGAGAAGAUGAAAAAUGAAUGGGCUGAACUACGGUUCUCUUUCACUGAAUACAAAGAUACAGGUGUCAAAAUAGUUUCAGCUGUGGAUGACAUCCAAGUCCUUCUGGAUGACCACAUUAUUAAGGCACAGACCAUGAGAGGUUCACCUUUCAUUAAGCCAAUAGAGACCGAAUGUAAGCAAUGGGAGGAAAAGCUGCUGGGUAUGCAAGACAUCCUCGAUGCCAUGCUGAAGUGUCAGGCUACAUGGCUCUACCUGGAGCCCAUCUUCAGCUCGGAGGACAUUAUUGCACAGAUGCCUGAGGAGGGCCGCAAGUUCGCCAUCGUGGACAGCCACUGGAAGGAUGUCGUCACUGGAGCGGCCAGGGACACCCACGUGCUGGUGGCUACAGGGCAGGCCAACAUGCUGAAGCGGUUACAGGAGUCCAAUAAAUUGCUGGAUGACAUCCAAAGAGGCCUCAACAACUACCUAGAAAAGAAGAGGCUCUACUUCCCAAGAUUUUUCUUUCUGUCCAACGACGAGCUGCUGGAGAUCUUGUCUCAGACCAAAGACCCUCUAUGUGUGCAACCUCACCUGAAAAAGUGCUUUGAAGGCAUUGCAAAGCUGGAAUUUACUAAAGACAUGGCGAUUACUGGCAUGAUCAGCUCUGAAAAGGAGACCGUACCCUUCACAGAAAAGAUUUAUCCAGCACAUGCUAAGGGUAUGGUGGAGAAAUGGCUCCUCCAGGUGGAAAAGAUGAUGCUGAAGAGUGUUCAGCAUGUCAUUCAUCAAGGAGUGAUUCAGUACGCCGAGGUGCCUCGCAAGAAGUGGGUGUUGCAGUGGCCUGGUCAAGUUGUUAUUUGUGCCUCUUCUAUCUUUUGGACCAGUGAAGUGUCUGAAGCAAUACAGACCAGAUCUCUGCCUGCCUAUUUAGAAAAGAGUAAUGCCCAGAUUGCUGAUAUUGUGGAGCUAGUGCGUGGGAAGCUGCCAAGUGGGGCAAGGAUGACCCUUGGUGCUCUGACCGUAAUUGACGUUCACGCUCGAGAUGUCGUGGCAAAAUUGGCAGAGGAACGUAUUUCCUCACUGAAUGACUUUGCAUGGAUUUCCCAGCUGCGUUACUUCUGGGAGGAUGGAGAAGUGAUGCUGCGCAUGAUUACGACCUGCUUGAAAUAUGGAUAUGAGUAUCUUGGCAAUUCUCCCCGCCUGGUCAUCACACCCCUUACUGAUCGCUGUUACAUGACCCUGAUGGGAGCUUUGAAGUUGAACUUGGGUGGAGCUCCUGAGGGUCCAGCAGGAACUGGCAAGACUGAGACCACCAAAGAUCUGGCCAAAGCUUUGGCAAAGCAGUGCGUGGUGUUUAACUGCUCUGAUGGGCUGGACUAUAAAGCCAUGAGUAAGUUCUUUAAAGGACUGGCUCAGUCUGGAGCUUGGGCCUGCUUUGAUGAGUUCAAUCGUAUCGAGGUGGAGGUACUCUCUGUGGUGGCUCAGCAGAUCCUCUGCAUACAGCAGGCGGUUGCCAAGAACCUGAAAACAUUCAUAUUUGAGGGCACAGAGCUUUCCCUCAACCCAACCUGUUCUGUCUUCAUCACUAUGAACCCUGGUUAUGCCGGCAGGGCUGAGCUGCCUGACAAUCUGAAGGCUCUCUUCCGUACAGUGGCUAUGAUGGUGCCAGACUAUGGUCUCAUUGGUGAGAUCUCACUGUACUCCAUGGGCUUCAUUGAAUCUCGCAGUCUUGCUGAGAAGAUUGUCGCCACCUACCGACUGUGCUCUGAGCAGCUGUCCUCCCAGCACCACUACGACUAUGGUAUGCGAGCUGUGAAGUCUGUGCUGACUGCAGCAGGGAAUCUGAAGCUGAAGUAUCCCAAAGAGAACGAGAGUGUGCUGUUGCUUAGGGCACUGAUGGACGUCAACAUGGCCAAAUUUCUUGCGCAGGAUGUGCCGCUCUUUCAGGGUAUCAUCUCGGAUUUAUUUCCUGGAGUUGUUCUUCCAAAACCAGACUAUGAGUUGCUCCUGCAGGCACUGAAUGAAAACAUUGCCAAGCUUAAUCUUCAGCCUGUCCCAUGGUUUGUUGGGAAAGUCAUCCAGGUAUAUGAGAUGAUGUUGGUACGUCAUGGCUUUAUGAUAGUAGGAGAGCCCCUUGGAGGAAAGACUUCAGCCUAUAAAGUCCUGGCUGCUGCCCUUGGAGAUAUUCACAAAGAAAAGCUAAUGGAUGAGUUUGCAGUGAAUUAUUGCAUCAUCAACCCCAAGGCCAUCACCAUGGGCCAGUUAUAUGGCUGUUUCGAUCCGGUCAGCCAUGAGUGGUCUGAUGGUGUCCUGGCCACAUCCUACAGAGAUCAGGCCAACUCCACUUCAGAGGAUCGACAGUGGAUUAUCUUUGAUGGGCCGAUAGACGCUGUCUGGAUUGAGAAUAUGAACACUGUGCUGGACGACAACAAGAAGCUCUGUCUUAUGAGUGGUGAGAUAAUACAGAUGAGUCCCAAGAUGAGUCUGAUCUUCGAAACAGCUGACCUGGAACAAGCUUCUCCAGCUACAGUCAGUAGAUGUGGUAUGAUCUACAUGGAACCUCAGCAACUCGGCUGGUCUCCUCUGAGAGAUUCAUACAUGAACACUCUGCCUGGAAGUCUGAGUACUGAACAUAGAGAGAUGGUCAGGGACCUGUUUGAUUGGUUGGUUCAGCCCUGUCUGGAUUUUAUUGACAAGGAAUGUCGAUUUGUGGUGUCAACAUCUCCCAUCCACUUGGUCUGUAGUCUAAUGAAGCUGCUUACCUGCCUGAUGGAUGAGAUUUCAGCAUCGGAAGCCACACAGAAGAUGUCGAGCCAGCAGAUAACUAUGUGGCUUCAGGGGCUUUUCCUUUUUGCUACUGUGUGGUCUGUGGGUGGGACCAUCACUGGAGAAAGUCGGAAAAAGUUUGACGUCUUCUUCCGCACGCUGAUCACAGGCAUGGAUGAUGAUCACCCUCGACCCAAGAGCGUUCAGCUGAAAAAGAGCAUCUUUCCUGAGAGAGGCACAGUCUAUGACUACUACUUUCAUAAGGAGGGACAAGGACAGUGGAAUGUCUGGACUGAUUUAAUUACAAAUGAAGAAAACACCAUACCAGCUGAAGCCAAUGUGGCUGAUCUAAUCAUCCCCACCAUGGAGACCGCACGUCAGCUUUUUUUCCUGCGUACUUACCUGCAACAUGAAAUACCCAUGCUGUUUGUCGGCCCCACUGGCACUGGGAAAUCUGUCAUCAACACCAACUUCCUGGUAAAGCUCCCUAAAGAGCAAUACACACCGAACUGCAUCAACUUCUCUGCCCGCACCUCUGCAAAUCAGACUCAAGACAUAAUUAUGGCAAAACUGGACAGAAGACGAAAGGGAGUGUUUGGGCCUCCUGUGGGGAAGAAGUGUGUCGUCUACGUUGAUGACCUGAACAUGCCAGCAAAGGAAAUAUAUGGUGCCCAACCUCCAAUCGAGCUGUUGAGACAGUGGAUUGACCACCAUCACUGGUAUGACAAGAAGGACACCUCCAGACUGAACAUAGUUGAUGUGCUGUUCAUGUCUGCAAUGGGGCCUCCUGGUGGUGGGAAGAAUAACAUUACAGGUCGUUUCACACGUCACUUGAAUAUCAUUUCAAUUGAUUCCUUUGAUGACACAACGCUGACCAAGAUAUUCAGCUCCAUUGUUGACUGGCACUUCAGCAAGGGAUUUGAUGCAUCUUUCUUCAGGCUUGGCAAGAUUAUGGUCCAAGCCACCAUGGAGGUAUACAAGGAGACCAUAAAGAGCUUUCUCCCAACUCCUUCUAAGUCACACUACAUCUUCAACCUGCGAGACUUUGCUCGAGUGAUUCGAGGUGUACUCCUGGUUCCACACACACACGUGCAAGAUGGAGACAAAUUGAUUCGUCUGUGGAUCCAUGAGCUCUACCGUGUAUUUUAUGACCGGCUCAUUGACUCCAGAGACAAUGAAACCUUUUUUGACAUCGUCAAAGAGAAAACGUCCCACUUCUUUAAGCAGAGUUUGGAAAAGCUCCUGAGUCACCUCUGUCUGAAUGGCAAGGUAGCAGAUGAGAACAUCCGCAACUUGUUCUUUGGGGACUAUGCCCAUCCCGAUUCUGACACUAGAGCAUAUGAUGAAAUCUCAGACAUGCAAUCAUUGCAAGAAGUGAUGGAGUUCCACCUGGAUGAGUACAAUAACUGCAGCAAGGCGCCCAUGUCCCUCGUAAUGUUCAAGUUUGCUAUUGAACACAUUUCUCGCAUCUGCCGUGUCCUGAAGCAAGAUAAUGGCCACCUUCUACUUGUUGGCAUCGGAGGAUCUGGGCGGCAAAGCGCCACGAAACUCGCCACUUUCAUUAGUGAUUACGUCCUGUUCCAGAUCGAGCUUACCAAGAACUACAGCUUAGCAGAAUGGCGAGAAGACCUGAAGCGGAUGAUGCUAAAGGCAGGCAGUGAGGGGAAGAAACUUGUGUUUUUGUUCAACGACAGUCAAAUUAAGGAUGAAGCCAUGCUGGAAGACAUCAGCAUGCUUCUUAACAUGGGUGAUGUACCAAACAUCUUUGCUGCUGAUGAACGUGCUGACAUUAUUGAGAAAGUGCAGGGUAUUGCCAGGAUGGAAGGCAAAAAGAUUGAUGCAACGCCGCUGUCAAUGUAUAACUUCUUCAUUGACCGUGUGAAAUCCAACCUUCACAUUGUGCUUGCCAUGAGUCCCAUUGGGGAUGCAUUUAGAAACCGCCUCAGAAUGUUCCCUUCUCUCAUCAACUGCUGCACCAUUGACUGGUUUCAUGCAUGGCCAGAUGAUGCUCUGGAGAUGGUGGCCCAUAAGUUUUUGGAGGACAUAGAAAUGGACAGUGAUACCAGAGAAGAGGUGGUGGAAAUGUGUAAGACCUUCCAAACAAGUGUCAGGGAGAUGUCUCAAAAAUAUUUCUCCAGAUUAAGGAGACACAACUAUGUCACACCCACUUCUUACCUUGAACUCAUUCUCACAUUCAAGACUUUGCUUGAAAUUAAGAGGAAUGAAGUGAAUACUGCAAAGAACCGCUACAUUACUGGCCUCCAGAAACUGGAGUUUGCCUCUUCUCAGGUAUCAGUGAUGCAACAAGAGCUGACAGCUUUGCAGCCAGAACUCAUCCAGACCUCAGCUGAGACAGAUAAGAUGAUGGUUAAGAUAGAGAAGGAAACCGUGGAAGUAGAUGCCAAGAAAGAACUUGUAUCUGCUGAUGAAAAAGUGGCAAAUGAAGCUGCAGCUGCAGCACAAGCAAUCAAGGAUGAGUGUGAGGGCGAUCUGGCAGAAGCAAUGCCUGCAUUAGAGGCUGCUCUGUCAGCCCUGGACACGUUGAAACCUGCAGACAUAACUGUAGUUAAGUCGAUGCAGAAUCCACCUGGCCCAGUGAAACUGGUGAUGGAGUCCAUCUGCAUCAUGAAAGGCAUUAAGCCUGAAAGAAAACCUGAUCCGAGCGGUUCAGGUAAAAUGGUUGAGGACUUUUGGGGCCCCUCUAAAAAACUUCUAGGAGAUCUAAAAUUUUUGGAAGGCCUCAAAGCCUACGACAAAGACAAUAUUCCUGCCUCGUACAUCAAGAAAAUCAGAGAUAAGUUUAUUGACAACCCAGACUUUCAGCCCUCUGUGAUUAAAAAUGUGUCCUCUGCAUGUGAAGGCCUCUGUAAAUGGGUGCGUGCAAUGGAGGUCUACGAGCGUGUCGCCAAAGUGGUAGCUCCUAAAAAGCAGAAACUGAAGCUGGCCGAGGAUGAGCUGUCUGUGCAGAUGGACAUGUUGGCAGUGAAAAGAGCUGAGCUGAAAGAAGUUGAGGACAGACUCCAGAGUCUCAAUGAUGAUUUGGCGGCCAUGAUAAAUAAGAAGAAAGACUUGGAGGAGAACAUUGAACUGUGUUCCCAGAAGCUCAUCAGAGCAGAGAAGUUAAUAGGAGGUCUGGGUGGGGAGAAGGAUAGAUGGACAGACGCUGCAGGACAACUAGAUAUGAGAUACACAAAUCUGACAGGUGACAUACUCCUCUCCUCUGGAAUUGUGUCGUAUCUUGGAGCUUUCACAGUGGAAUACCGUGUAGAGUGCCAGAAGCAGUGGCACAUCCUUUGCCAGGAAAAGAAAAUCCCAUGUUCUGAGGACUUUUCUCUCAGUAACACUCUGGGAAACCAGGUGGCCAUAAGAGCGUGGCAGAUUGCAGGACUGCCAGUGGACUCCUUCUCCACAGACAAUGGCAUCAUUGUGUUUAAUUCCCGACGGUGGCCCCUCAUGAUUGAUCCUCAAGGUCAGGCCAACAAAUGGAUCAAAAACAUGGAAAAAGCCAACAAGCUUGCUGUCAUCAAGUUAUCAGAUGGAAACUACGUGAGAAUCUUAGAGAACUGCAUCCAGAUGGGGACCCCGGUUCUUUUAGAAAAUGUUGGGGAAGAGCUUGACCCAGUACUUGAGCCGGUGUUGCUAAAGCAAACGUUCAAACAGCAGGGCGUAGAGUACAUGAAAAUAGGAGAGAAUGUUGUAGAGUAUUCUAAAGACUUUUUGUUCUACAUGACCACUGGACUGAGGAACCCACAUUAUCUUCCUGAAGUGGCUGUGAAAGUCUGCCUGCUGAAUUUUAUGAUCACUCCACAAGGCCUGCAGGACCAACUAUUGGGGCUUGUGGCUGCCAAAGAGAAACCUGAGCUGGAGGAAAAAAAGAAUAAGCUCAUUCUGGAGAGUGCUGCCAACAACAAGCAGCUGAAGGAAAUUGAGGAUAAGAUCUUAGAAGUGCUCUCAUCUUCUGAAGGGAACAUCCUUGAAGAUGAGUCUGCAAUAAAAAUCUUGUCAUCUUCUAAAAUACUGUCGGAGGAGAUCUCUGAAAAGCAAAAAAUUGCUAGUGUUACUGAGAAGGAGAUUGAUGAUACUCGUAUGGGCUACCGUCCUGUUGCUGAGCACUCUUCAAUCUUGUUUUUCUGUAUCUCGGACCUGGCUAACAUUGAGCCUAUGUACCAGUAUUCCCUGACCUGGUUUAUCAACCUCUACCUCAAUUCCAUCGCUAAGAGCCUGAAGAGUGACGAUGUGACCAAAAGAAUCAGCAACAUCGUCGACCACUUUACUCUCAGCAUCUACAAUAAUGUCUGUCGCUCACUGUUUGAGAAAGAUAAGCUGCUCUUCUCUCUUCUGCUGACUGUUGGCAUCAUGCAGGGGAAGGGCCUGAUUGAUGAUCAGGUCUGGAGAUUCUUUUUGACCGGUGGCAUUGCUUUGGAUAAUCCCUAUCCUAACCCUGCGCCAGAGUGGUUGUCUGAAAAAUCCUGGUCUGAAAUCGUCAGGGCUUCCAGCCUUCCACAUCUGAAAGGUUUCUUCGAGCAUGUUCAAGACAAUGUCUCCAAAUGGAAGAACCUGUAUGAUUCAGCAAAGCCCCACAAGGACCAGCUCCCUGGCUUGUGGAGUGAGCUGCUUGGACUGGAUCGAUUGGUAGUCAUCAGGUGCUUCAGACCAGACAAAUUGGUUUCGGCAGUGCAGGACUUCAUAGUUGACAACAUGGGACAAGCAUACGUUGAGCCACCUACCUUUGACCUGGCAGGGAGCUACAAAGACUCAAACUGCUGCUCUCCUCUUAUCUUUGUGCUUUCACCAGGAUCAGAUCCAACUGCAGGUCUGCUGAAAUUUGCUGAUGAUCUUAAAAUGAGUGGCAGUAAGACCCAAACCAUCUCACUUGGUCAGGGACAGGGACCCAUAGCUGCUGAGAUGAUUAACAGAGCAAUCAAGAAGGGCACCUGGGUGGUUCUGCAGAACUGCCACUUGGCUACCAGCUGGAUGCCAACUUUGGAAAGGAUAUGUGAGGAAACCAUCACCCCAGAGAACACACACCCCAGCUUUAGGUUGUGGUUAACCAGUUAUCCAUCUGACAAGUUCCCUGUUAGUAUCCUGCAGAAUGGGCUCAAGAUGACCAAUGAGCCUCCCAAAGGAAUUAGAGCCAACCUUCUGCGCUCCUACCUGAGUCACCCCAUUUGUGACCCUGACUUCUUUGGCAGCUCCAGAAAACAGGUCAUCUGGCAGAAGCUGUUGUUUGGUCUCACUUUCUUUCAUGCGCUCGUGCAGGAGAGGAGGAACUUUGGACCUCUGGGUUGGAAUAUUCCCUAUGAGUUUAAUGAGUCUGACCUGAAAAUUAGUCUCAGGCAAAUCCAGAUGUUCCUGGAUGAAUAUGAUGAAGUUCCUCUGGAGGCCCUCACCUAUCUCACAGGCGAGUGUAACUAUGGUGGCAGGGUUACAGAUGACAAAGACAGACGUCUGCUGCUGUCGCUGCUGUCCAUCUUCUACAGCUGGGAGCUUAUAGAGCAGGAGUGUUACCACCUGUGUGAGGGAGACCUGUAUCAUGUUCCUGCUCAUGGGCCCUAUCAGGAAUAUGUGAACUACAUUCGCAGUCUCCCAAUAAGUGCAGACCCUUGUGUGUUUGGGCUUCAUAGCAAUGCUGAUAUCACAAAGGAUAAUCAGGAAACCAAUCAGCUCCUAGACGGAGUUCUGCUGACUCUGCCCCGGCAGUCGGCUGGUGGGGCCAAGUCUCCUCAGGAAGUGGUGGAUGAGCUUGCAGAUGACAUCUUGGCAAAGUUGCCAGCAAACUUUGACAUAGAAAUGGUGAUGGAUAAAUAUCCAGUUGUGUACGAAGAGUCUAUGAAUACUGUUUUGAGACAGGAAGUCAUCCGUUUUAACAGACUUACAGAUGUGGUGCGCCUCAGCUUGGUCAACAUCCGCAAAGCUUUGAAGGGCCAGAUCGUUAUGUCUUCUGAACUUGAGAACGUUUUCAACAGCAUGUUGGUGGGCAAGGUACCCGCUAUGUGGGCAGCCAAGUCAUACCCUUCCCUUAAGCCCUUGGGAAGCUACGUGACUGAUCUCUUAGCCAGGCUGCAGUUCUUGCAAAGUUGGAUCGAUAACGGGCCGCCUACAGUCUUCUGGCUCUCUGGAUUUUAUUUCACUCAGUCAUUUCUAACUGGAGUGUCUCAGAAUUUCGCCAGGAAGUACACCAUCCCCAUUGACUACAUCGGCUUUGAAUAUGAGGUAACCAAAGAGGAAAGCGACAUUGAGGAGAAGCCAGAAGAUGGAGCUUAUGUUCGAGGGCUGUUCAUGGAGGGGGCACGCUGGGACAGGCAGGACAUGGUGAUCGGAGAAUCCCUCCCGAAGAUUCUCUUUGACUUGUUGCCCAUCAUCAAGCUGAAACCGGGAGAAAUGGCCAAAUUCAAGCAUGAAAACAUCUACACUUGUCCCGUUUACAAAACCAGUGCUCGCCGAGGGACCUUGUCCACUACUGGUCACUCUACUAACUACGUCCUGUCCAUUGAGCUUCCCUCUGACAAACCGCAGAAGCACUGGAUUAACCGUGGAGUGGCAUGCCUCUGCCAGCUGGAUGACUAA
This is a messenger RNA of Salarias fasciatus (jewelled blenny), 12009 nucleotides long. RefSeq names its product dynein axonemal heavy chain 3 (gene dnah3). Gene Ontology annotation, molecular function: ATP binding; minus-end-directed microtubule motor activity; ATP hydrolysis activity. Bases 1 to 12009 code for a protein of 4002 amino acids. Gene Ontology annotation, cellular component: dynein complex. Gene Ontology annotation, biological process: microtubule-based movement. NCBI's taxonomy places the organism in Eukaryota, Metazoa, Chordata, Actinopteri, Blenniiformes, Blenniidae. The record is from RefSeq and is a predicted model, not a curated record. The transcript has 61 exons.